This is a messenger RNA of Pleurotus ostreatus (oyster mushroom), 708 nucleotides long. RefSeq lists its product as uncharacterized. Lineage: Eukaryota; Fungi; Basidiomycota; Agaricomycetes; Agaricales; Pleurotaceae. The record is from RefSeq and is a predicted model, not a curated record. Bases 1 to 708 code for a protein of 235 amino acids. The transcript is spliced from 7 exons.
AUGAAGUUCACAGUCGUCGCGACAUCUCUGUUCUGUGCCGUUCUCGCCCUUGCGCAGACCCCUGGGUUCACAAUCAACACUCCUACGAACCCUGUACAAUGCCAGCCUUUGCUCAUCUCUUGGGUUGGUGGCCAAGGACCCUUCUUCUUGGUAAGCAAUCGUCGUUACGGAAGCGCGGCUUUCUCUCUGAUCAAUUUUGCGCUUCGUUUUUGUGUACACAAUGGUGACGACCCUUCGGGCCCCGCCAUUGCUGACCUUGGCGAGCAGCCUGCUGGCGCAACGUCAUUCUCCUGGCAACGCGUGACUUUCCAAGCCAAUACCCGUCUUGGUUUCUCACUCCGUGACCAGACCGGUGCCACCGCGCAAUCCGCAGCAGUCACUGUCCAAGCUGGUCCCGAUAACAGCUGCUUGAACGGCGGUUCCUCGAGCUCUGGCUCUGAUUCCGCUUCCGGUACAACCAGCACUUCCGCUGCCGCCCCUGGCACGACCUCUUCGGCCCCUGCCGCUCCUACCACAACCGCUCCUGGAGCCUCUUCCACAACCGCUGCGGUUACUUCGGGAGCAAGUACUUCGGUUCCACGAACAAGCUCUGUCACUAGCUCCGGCACGGCCGCGCCCGCCCAGACAAGUAACGCUGCGUCUGCCCAAGUUGCGCAGAUUGGCGCUGCUGGCCUUGUCGGCGCUGCCCUCGUCGCCAUCCUUGCUUAA